UUCACACACACUCUAUCUCAUCUUCUCCCUCAAACCGAUGCUCUCACUUCUCCUCUGCAACCUAAGACAAAUCACCAAAGUCGACGAACCGACGUUCAAAUUACCACCAUUGUACUCCUUUCAUCCUUACGAACUCAACCAUAUAAACGGAAUCAAGAACAAGUGAGUUUUGGACGUCGAACUCGGAAGCUCCGACUCGGUUCGAAAUUUUCCCGACGAAUUUCCGGGCGAGUUACAGGGUUUUAGAAGGUUUAGAAGUCACCACACAACUCCCCAAGGUCCCUAGUACAAGUUUGAAGACAAGCUAAUGUGAAAAAGCACGAGUUCGAUAAAUUAAAGUUUGUGCCGUGAGCUUCCAAGCCAUUUUCAAUCAAUUUUCAUCCACUGUUUGCAAUUUUAAAAGUUUUCCAGCGGACAGCAAAGGAGGGUGGUGACGGUGCUGGAGGUUAACCGGUGAAGAAGACUGAAUAUUCCGUUAAGUUAACGGAAUAUUCUGACGCGGUUAAGGUAAUUGAUGUCGUUGCUAUUAAUAAAAUAUUCCGUUGACGGCGCGUGACCUUGGUGGCGAGUGGUUGACACGUAUGGAUCUGUGACGUCGUGUAAAAUGUUUUCGUAUAUUUAAACUCCCAGUUUGAGCAAAAUAUAAAGGGUUUUUCCUAGUAUUUUGUAUACGUUAAUUAAUUAGUUAUUAAAGUUAAUUCUUUUUAUAGGAAUUAAUUAUUCUAGUGACGUACAAGGUUAAACAAGAGGCAAGAAGGCUACGAUCCGAUUAUAUAUUUUUCAGAUUCUCUUUCUGCUCUCUGAUCCAAGAAAUUGAGAGAUGGAGUUGAUUGCGUUCAUUCAAGUUUUCAACAUCAUCGGCAUCGUAAUCGGCAUCGGGACUCUGUUCUACAUGUGCUGCAGGUCUUUGACAUUUUCUUCUUCUUCCUCUUCUGCUGUUGAUUCUGCUGUAGCUGAUUGUGCUGCUGUUGCUGAUGACGAGGAUGCUGAUAUCCCCCCACGUCGAGAAAAGUAUGAUGUGUUUAUCAGUUUCAGAGGUGACGACACCCGCCUUGGUUUUACCAGCCAUCUUCAUGCUGCCCUACAUCAGAAGAAAAUUGAAACAUACAUCGAUAACAGACUUCAGAGUGGAGAAGAAAUCGGUCCUGCCCUUCGACAGGCAAUCGAGAAAUCCACGAUUUCGGUGAUCAUUUUCUCUCAAAACUAUGCUUCUUCCACAUGGUGUUUAGAUGAACUCGUGCAUUUACUCGAGUGCAAGAAAAGAUAUGGCCAGAUGGUUAUACCCGUAUUCUACGACAUCAACCCAUCUCAUGUACGAAAACAACACGGGAGUUAUGCAGAUGCAUUUGCUCAACUUGAAAAACGUUUCGAGAACAGUAUCCACAAGGUGCACAAGUGGAGGGAUGCUUUGACGACUGCGGCCAAUCUAUCUGGGUUUGAUUAUUCAAACAAAUCCGGGACGGAGGCAGAUCUAAUUCAGAAAGUUGUCGAUCAUAUUUGGACCCAAUUGUGUCGUGAAUCAUCCUACGAUUUAAAGGGCUUUGUUGGAAUUGAAGGCCGCAUUAAGAAGAUUGAAUCGCUAUUAAGCAUUCAUCCACAGGACGCUUGCAUCACUGUCGGUAUUUGGGGCAUGGGUGGAAUUGGCAAGACCACCCUUGCCGAGGCUGUAUUUCACAAACACUCUUCUAAAUUCGAAGCUUCUUGUUUUCUUAAGAAUGUUACGGAGAACUCAAAACAAGCAGGUGGACUAGGUCACUUGGAAAAAACACUUCUUAAGGUGAUAUUAAAGGAAGAAGUUCUGCCCAUAGGAUCAACUUCGGUUCGAGAAAGGCUCAGCCGCACAAGGGUCCUCAUUGUUCUUGACGAUGUGAGUAGUUCAAUGCAAGUGGAAUGUUUAGCUGGCGAUCGAUAUGGCACUGGAAGUAGAAUCAUUAUCACAACUAGAGAUAGGGGCACACUUGGGCCAACUGUUGAAGAGGAUAAUAUCUACGAGGUUAAGGUAUUAAAACCAGAUGACGCUCUUCAGCUCUUCUGUUCGCGUGCUUUCAAGAAUAACAGUACUCGUAGAACAGAUUAUAUGCAGUCGGCAAAAAAUGUUGUGCAUUAUGCCAGAGGCGUUCCUUUAGCUCUUACAAUUCUGGGGUCUUUGUUCUUCAAUUGCAAGAGCAAAGAAGAAUGGGAAGAUGAAUUCAACAAAAUGAAACGAUAUCCCAGUGAAAGUAUCCAGGAAGUGUUGAGAAUAAGUUAUGAUAGAUUGGAUAGAAAUGCGAAGGAGAUAUUUCUGGAUAUAGCAUGUUUUUUUAAAGGGUGGUGUGUGGAUAAGGUAAGACGAAUGAUACAUGUUCAUGAAUUGUUUUGGCCAUCCGGAAUUAGAAUUCUUAUUGAUAUGUCUCUCAUAUCAAUUGAUUCAACACGGAAAGUUGAAACCAUACAGAUGCACGAUUUGCUACAACAAAUGGGAAGGACAAUUGUUCAGGAACAAUGUAUUAAAGAUCCCUCUAAACGGAAUAGGUUGUUCACUGAUGAGGAUGUCUAUCAUGUGUUGGAGAGUAACAUGGAAACUCCAAAUGUUGAAGCCAUAGUCCUUAAUUGGCAUUACAUUGCAGAGCGACCAUUGAAACGUGCAGACUUCAAACUGAUGUCUAACCUAAGAUUGCUAAUUGUCUAUGGUGCUACACAUUCAACGCCACAUUCAACGCUUCUCUGGACCUUCCCGAUUCACUUCGUUAUCUUGAGUGGUGGAGAUAUCCACUGGAUUCAUAUGCCAUUUAGCAAAUUUAAGGAGCUUUGGAAAGAAGAGCAGAUACUUGUCAACUUGCAAGUUAUCGAUCUGUCGGACUCUAACUGUCUAACUGAAGUUCCAAAUCUCUCUGGGAGUCUAAAAAUUGUGGAGAUAAAUCUCGGGCACUGUCAAAGUUUGGUUGAAAUUCCUUUGUAUUUUCAACAUCUUGAGAAGCUUACUCAUCUUGAUCUGGGGUACUGCAGGAGUCUCAAGUAUCUUCCAGAGAUGCCAGGAAGAAUUCAAUACUUAGAUUUACAAGGCCUUGUAUAAAGGAGUUGCCUGAAUCAAUUUGGGCUAACGAAAAUAUUUCUUGCUUGAAUAUAAGUGAUUGCAUAACUCUCUCAACCUCA
Molecule: messenger RNA, 3132 nt
Organism: Pyrus x bretschneideri (Chinese white pear)
Lineage: Eukaryota; Viridiplantae; Streptophyta; Magnoliopsida; Rosales; Rosaceae
Product: TMV resistance protein N-like
Exons: 6
Coding region: 821-3052 (743 amino acids)
Biological process (GO): signal transduction; defense response
Molecular function (GO): ADP binding; protein binding
Source: RefSeq, a predicted model, not a curated record